AGUCUUCCAUCUCAAACUGGUCAAAAUGGCAGCAUAUAGGUCUUUUCAGAUGGCUGGCCCUAUGUAACACCCACGUGUGCCUGGUGGCUGAGGCACUUUGUGCUCAAUUACGUGGCGGUGGCGAUGACAGGGGACAGCGGCGUGCUUCCCUCUGGGGUCACCACUUUCCCAUAUCAACACAAGCACUGGGUCAGUCUCUCAGCUACACCCCCCACCCUCUCCACCCUGGGUUCUUUCUCUCACAAUCUAUUCCUCCACCUGCUCCCCAGAGAUACUCUCAUUGUACCCACAGCUAUAAACACUUCAUUGAGCAUGUGGCAGCCCCGCGUUCCUCAAAGCCCUUCCCAGUGCUCUCAUUGGCCCAGGGACUGUGAGAAACUCCAACAAGCCCAAGACCCACACAUUCAUAUGGAGAUUUGGGUGUAUAAAUACAGGGCAGGGGCAGAAGAGAAGGCAGCUCAGAUUCAACUGGCUCUUCAGACUGAACAGGAGUGACUCUGACUGCAGCGAUGGCACCCACUGUGUUUGGACAAGCAAGCUACUCUAAAGAACACCUGACUCCUGCUCAUAAGCUUAGAAAGCCAAUGGUGGAGAAACUGCGCAGAGACCGCAUCAACACCAGCAUUGAGCAGCUGAAAUCCCUGCUGGGUCCAGAGUUCCUCAGGCAGCAGCCUGACUCCAAGCAAGAGAAAGCAGACAUCUUGGAGAUGGCUGUGUCCUAUCUGAGAAGCUGGCAGCAGAAGAAGCAGCAGUGUGCCAGCAUGGCCUCUGGCUUGGUGACAGCCGGCGACGGCUACUCCCGCUGUGUACAGGAGGCCAUCAGCUUCCUGGCCCACUGCGAGGUCCAGACCCAGGCCCACAGACGCCUGAUCAGCCACUUCCAGGGCCUGCAGGCGUCCGGCAGGUCCAGCCACAGUCCCUGCACCCUCUCCCCUCCUGGCUCUCCUCUCCAUCAGGUCAACUCCAACAAAGGUGUGAGCCAGGCUGGCGGUGCUCUGUGGAGACCCUGGUAGGAUGGAGGCAGCGUGAAAAGAGAACGAGAGCUACAUCAGUGAACGUCAUGGACAGAAAGUUGAAGACUCAUUGGAGUCUGUUUCCUUUUGCUUUGGCAGGAGAUUGAAUAUUUCUUAGUGUUUUGCUAGUGUGGGUGAAAAGGCACAGCGUGCCAGUAUUCCUUAGGAAGGACUGAAAUGAUUCAGGUUUUACUGAAUAUGUACACCAUGUGUAUACACAUCAUAUAUUGUGUAAUAUAGGGUUUUUACUCUGUGAUUGUGUUUAUUGUUCCUGUUGGAAAACUAGAUUUUAUUUAGCUUGCAAACAGCUGAAUUAUCUUCUUAUAAGACCCAUGUUGGGUUGAAAUGUUUUCAGUGUUUGAGACAGUUUUAAUGAAAUGUCUGUCUUUGAUACCGAGUAUCACUAAUUGACAGUUUCAUCAGCUUGAUGAUGAUGAAUCAACAACAUGGAUCCCAUGGAUCCAGUUUUACUGUAAAUCGCAUUAUGAUUAGAUUUUAUUCUAACUAUUUGUAACCAUUAUUUGGUCUGUUUCUGAAAGUGUGGUACUGCUGAGAUUUUACCUGUUAACUGUUCAAUUGUGAUGUUCAUAAGAGAUAUUUGUGUAUCUUCACAUGAAAACCUUUUAUAAAGGCAUGUUAUGUUGACAUCAGUCUUUGCUGAAAGAAUUUGAAUGAAUUACUUCUUUGAGAAGUUUGUCUUUGAACUAAAAAAAUAAAUGGAAAACUUCACACG
Molecule: messenger RNA, 1746 nt
Organism: Monopterus albus (swamp eel)
Lineage: Eukaryota; Metazoa; Chordata; Actinopteri; Synbranchiformes; Synbranchidae
Product: transcription factor HES-5-like
Exons: 2
Coding region: 510-1013 (167 amino acids)
Biological process (GO): regulation of DNA-templated transcription
Molecular function (GO): protein dimerization activity; DNA binding
Source: RefSeq, a predicted model, not a curated record